Molecule: messenger RNA, 1877 nt
Organism: Sphaeramia orbicularis (orbiculate cardinalfish)
Lineage: Eukaryota; Metazoa; Chordata; Actinopteri; Kurtiformes; Apogonidae
Gene: sec22bb
Product: SEC22 homolog B, vesicle trafficking protein b
Exons: 6
Coding region: 109-768 (219 amino acids)
Biological process (GO): retrograde vesicle-mediated transport, Golgi to endoplasmic reticulum; endoplasmic reticulum to Golgi vesicle-mediated transport
Molecular function (GO): SNAP receptor activity
Source: RefSeq, a predicted model, not a curated record
GCGCGUCAGUCUUGUGGUGUUGUCAGUUUACAGCCUGUCAAACACUGGUUCCAGUUUACCUGUUUAGAUUCUGCGGGCCGUAGAAAAACAGCCGAACAGUGCGGAGAGAUGGUGCUGCUGACGAUGAUCGCUCGGCUGGCGGACGGACUGCCGCUGGCCGCAUCAAUGCAGGAGGACGAGCAGGGAAGCGAAAAGUUGGGUCGGGACCUGCAGCAGUAUCAGAGUCAAGCCAAGCAGCUGUUCAGGAAGCUCAAUGAGCAGAGUCCGACUCGCUGCACUUUAGAGGCUGGUUCCAUGGCCUUUCACUAUUUUAUAGAGAAAGGAGUGUGCUACCUUGUGCUGUGUGAAGCCAGCUUUCCGAAGAAGCUGGCCUUUGCUUAUCUGGAAGACCUGCAGGCAGAGUUUCAUGAGCAGCAUGGGAAGAAGGUUCCCACAGUGUCCCGGCCUUACUCCUUCAUUGAAUUUGACACCUACAUCCAAAAAACCAAAAAGUCUUACAUCGACAGCCGGGCGAGGAGGAAUCUGGGCAGCAUCAACACAGAGCUCCAGGAUGUCCAGAGAAUCAUGGUGGCGAACAUAGAAGAAGUGCUGCAGAGAGGGGAGGCUCUGUCCGCUCUUGAUUCCAAGGCCCACAACUUGUCAAGUCUGUCAAAGAAGUACAGGAGCGACGCCAAGUAUCUGAAUACCCGCUCCACCUACGCCAAGCUGGCGGCCGGUGGCGUCUUUUUCAUCAUGUUCAUUGUCUAUGUUCGCUUCUGGUGGCUCUGAGAGAGAAACGGAAGCGGAGGAAAGGAGGUAUUGAAGUGGAAAACGAGCCGUGAAAAGCUGUCACCUUUGACUCAGAACGGGAUUCCUGCUCUUGAUAAGACUUUACAGAUAAAGCCACCGCCCAUUUUGUCCUCUCCUGUCCACGAAUGUGUGAUCUGAAUAUAAUAUUUGUUUUAUUCUUACCAGUUAUACAGUAGAUACCCUGAAGUUAUCAUCAAGAGGAGAUGAAAGUAUGAUUGCGUGUGUGUAUGUGUAUUUUCUUUCUUAAUUUUUUUUUUUUUUUUCAAGUGUGGAAGAAAAAAAAUGAAGAAAACAGAAUUUUCCUAUUUUGUGCUUCUCCAAACCUGUACUGUACCUUAACAGGGCUGGCAGAUUUAAUAUAGUUUAUUUGUUUGACAAUGCAGAAAACAAGACAUAAGGGUUAUUCUAUGCCAAUUCGCUGCUGUCUUGGAAAAAAUAUGGCAAAAUUAAAGAUUUGGGUGCAAACAAUCAGUAACAACCAUUUAACAUAACUCAAAUUGUACAUUAUCUUUGUUGGAUGUUCAGUACAAAUUUCAACUCAAUACAGUGAAAAAUAAAUCAAUGGGCCUUAUAUUCAGAAAAAUGAUGAAAAGAGUCUAAACUGUAAAAGUAUGUAGAGUAGAGCUUAAGGGAUUUUUUUUUUUUUUUACAUUAAUUAUCUUCAGGAUGUGACCUGAGAUUUGUACAGAACUUUAGGUGAAUUGACAUGUAAUGAUCCAUAAUUUUACAUAUUAAACACAUCAUAUGAUUAUCGCCAAACAUAAUCAUAGUAGUGAUGGUUUCAUGAGUCUGGGAAAAACGAACUGUGGUUGCAAGUACUCAGACAACAUUCAUCCUUAAAUCAGACACAGUAAAGGCAAAAACUAAUUUAAGUAGACUGGUGUCUUUUGUAGGUUGUUUUCCAACCCUGUGAUUCAGGAGAUUUUUUUUUUUAUUUUUUUUUUGGUUUGCUAUUAUGGGAUGUCAGUUUGACCCUGUAAUGACCUCAAUAGACUGUAUCCACGCUCCCUUUACGCUCUCUUGCACCAUGACUUUAUGGAAUAGCACCUUUCUGUAGACAGGCAUUAAAAAAUAAGUUUUGCCAUCUG